This is a messenger RNA of Aspergillus steynii IBT 23096, 995 nucleotides long. RefSeq names its product EXPERA domain-containing protein. The transcript has 4 exons. Lineage: Eukaryota; Fungi; Ascomycota; Eurotiomycetes; Eurotiales; Aspergillaceae. The record is from RefSeq and is a predicted model, not a curated record. The coding region runs from base 307 to 825 and encodes 172 amino acids. Gene Ontology annotation, cellular component: endoplasmic reticulum.
AUCCUGUCUUCCCUUGCCCUGGUUUUUUCCAGCAGUCUGGGUCUGGCGGGGAAUUCCGGGAUUUUUGUCAGAUUUCGAUUCUUUGGGUGAUGUCAGACCAGCAGGCAAAUGAGGCGGAGGCAGGAAGAAGGAAGAACCCGCGAUGUUUGCUCUCGUCACCUGACCGCGUGAUUGGCCUGUUUGUUGUUUGUCACGUUGCCUGCCGUCUCUCCCCACAUUCCUCUGCUGCAUUAAAAGCACACUUGAUCAAUUGAUUCGGCCUCAAGUUUGACAAGAUCUCCACAACUUCAGUUACACCCGAUCGCCAUGGCCUCUCCCAAGAAUUCGUCCACUCUCUCCCUGUGGAAUCGUAAACGCGAUCUGCUCUACUUCAUUUUCUUCGCGAUCCACAUCCCCAUCGUCUUCUUGGUCGACACCGUGCAUCUGCAGCCUUCGUUCUUGACCUUCCAGUUCUCCCACGAUGUCCGCGACUUCUACUUCCGCAACUACCAGGACAAGUUCUUCAUGGGAACUCCGCCCGGCUGGUUCCAGUUCUUCUCGUACAUGGAGCUCUACUACCACGGACCCUUGAGCAUCUGGGCCGUUGCGGCGCUCUGGAAAGACGACCCCAUGGUGCCCGUCCACUUGCUCGUUUUCGGAAUCCAGUCCUUCGUCACCACCCUCGUCUGUCUCAUUGAGAUGUGGAGCUGGGCUGAUCGCACCGUCGGCCAGAAGCAGGCCCUGUCGAUGCUGUAUACCCCGUAUGCGGCGCUUGGCGGCUUCAUCGCACUGGACAUGAUAUUUAGAUUGCGCCGACAGAUUCUGGCCAAGGCCAAGCGCGAGUAGCUGGGCUUUCUGCCGUUCUCUUUUCCCGUCUUUUGUUUUAUUGGGUAGAGAUGCGUACAUGAUGUUGGUCCGAUUUACGAUGUCAUAUGUCUCUUCUUGAUUCUUGAUCUAUGUAUUCUGAGAUACUCGUACUUCUCGGAUAAUAGAAUCAUUUUUAUUGCACUGCUGGU